Messenger RNA from Mesocricetus auratus (golden hamster), 3280 nucleotides. RefSeq names its product zinc finger protein 583 (gene Znf583). Lineage: Eukaryota; Metazoa; Chordata; Mammalia; Rodentia; Cricetidae. The record is from RefSeq and is a predicted model, not a curated record. Gene Ontology annotation, biological process: regulation of DNA-templated transcription. The transcript has 4 exons. Bases 1083 to 2798 code for a protein of 571 amino acids.
GUGCGUGUGUGUGUGUGUGCGUGCGUGUGUGUGUGUGUGUGUGUGUGCGCGCCGGUGCGUGGGGUGCGACCCCUGGGACCGACGCGAAGCUGGGACAGUUGUGUUGACAGUUCGUCACAGCGCAGGGGACCGCGGCUGGAGAGUUUGUUUGGGGACCCCGGUGACAGGGUGCCACUUGGUCGAGGAGGCCUGGGACCGAGGACUUUUCUUGGAGUCUGGGAGACCCAGGCUGUGACAAGUGUGUGACAGCGAGACUGAGGCCGUGGCGGUGUAUGUAGGAGGGAGGAGCUUUAUAUACAGGUUUACAGCAUAGUUGAAAAACCUCAGGUAGAAGAGAGCGAGUUUUCCUCCUGCUGGAUGUUGAUGUCAGAGGGUCAAGGCCGGGGCAGGAAGCCAGGACUAGAAAACAGGUUGCACUUGUAGGCUAACCAGCAACUCACAGAGACCCGGUGGGGCUGGGGCCCAACAGACCGUCUCCAAAACAACACGGAGAAACCCUGUCUCAAAAAACAAACGGUGACUGAACACAUUUCCCCUCUCUUCCCUUUUUGAGGAAGUGGCUUUCAGGAGCAGCUCCUUGGCAGUGUCUUCCAGAUGACACGGCCCCUCUGAUGCCCACUGUGUAAAGUAGCUUCAUUCGGGAGCCUAUUUCUCAUCCUUGUGGAAAGGGUAGAGACACACUUCCUGUUAGCAUCAUCAUCUGUACACUGUAAAUUCAGGUCUGGUUUCCAGUUUGGCUCAGUUACUUGCCCAGCGACUCCCUCGGGUAUCUUCAGCUGUGAAAAACCUUUGUGUGCGAAAGGCCGGAAGGUUCUUACUUGAUAACGCCUUCGCUCUUACUAUUUUAUCGCUGUAAGUGGAAGAGAUAAUGUAGACAUGAAAGUGCGUGUUGAGUUCCGGAGUUCUAAAGUACACGGGGAAAGUAACUGAAUUUAAAGAAUGGAAGGCUUCUGGGCUGGCGGUGCUGGAGGCAGCCGGGCGCACUUGGAACUCACCGUUUCUUUUUCCUGUCCAGCUCUGCUUUCUCAGGACAUCACCCCCCUCCCAGAAACGCAGCCGUAUAUUCUUGAAGCUUGAACGCCAUGUCCAAGGAGCUGGUGACCUUUGGGGAUGUAUCUGUAAACUUCACUCGAGAGGAAUGGAAAUGCCUGAACGAUGCUCAGAGAGACUUGUACAGGAAGGUGACCCUGGAGAACUACAGGAGCCUGGUGUCGCUGGGAAUUCCUGUUUACAAGCCAGCUGUGAUCUCACUACUGGAACAAGGAAAAGAGCCCUGCAUGGUGCAGAAGGAGGGAUCCAGCGGUGCAAGCCCUGAUUGGGAUUAUGUAUUCAAAGGCGUUGAAUUUUCAUCAAAGCAAGAUAUUUAUGAAGAUUCAGCCAAAGUCCUACCAGUGGAAAGAAGCCAUUUUAGCUAUAGCCUUGACUAUCCCAAUUUGAAAGACCAUCCAAGUGAAGACUGGUUUCAGAACAAGUUGGGAGGUCAGGAGGCACAUUCUAAUCAGCUUCAUAGAGACACCCCUGAAGAUCAAAGUAGCGGGGGUGAUCCAUCUUGGCAAUCAUUCCAUCAGGAUGCAAUACUCGAUGUCCCCCAAAGUUACUCUACCAAAGAAAGAGGACCUCAGUGUGAGUCACGAAAGAGAAGCUACCAGAAAAAGCCUGCUGAACUGAGACACAAGAAGGUCCAUGGAGAAAAGAAAGUCCUCAAAUGUAAUGAAUGUGAAAAGGUCUUUAACCAGACCUCAUCCCUUACUCUCCAUCAGAGAAUUCACACCGGAGAGAAGCCCUUCGCGUGCAUUGAAUGCGGGAAAGCCUUCAGCCAGAGCGCAAACCUAGCUCAACAUAAGCGAAUCCACACCGGGGAGAAGCCUUACGAGUGUAAGGAAUGUCGGAAGACCUUCAGCCAGAAUGCGCAUCUUGCUCAGCAUCAAAGAGUCCACACCGGAGAGAAACCUUAUCAGUGUAAGGAGUGUCAGAAAGCCUUCAGCCAGAUCGCGCACUUGACGCAGCAUCAGAGAGUCCAUACCGGAGAGAGACCUUUUGAGUGUAUGGAGUGUGGGAAAGCCUUCAGUAACGGUUCGUUCCUUGCUCAGCAUCAGCGGAUUCACACGGGAGAGAAACCUUAUGUGUGCAAUGUGUGUGGGAAAGCGUUCAGCCACCGAGGAUACCUGAUUGUACAUCAGAGAAUCCAUACCGGAGAGAGACCCUAUGAAUGUAAAGAAUGCAGGAAGUCUUUCAGCCAGUAUGCACAUCUUUCUCAACACCAGAGAGUCCACACGGGAGAGAAACCUUACGAAUGUAAAGUCUGCAGGAAAGCUUUUAGUCAGAUGGCCUACCUUGACCAGCAUCAGAGAGUUCACACGGGAGAGAAGCCCUACGAGUGCGCCGAGUGCAGAAAGACCUUCAGCAACAGCUCAUCGCUCACUCAGCACCAGAGGAGCCACACGGGAGAGAAGCCCUACACGUGUAAGGAAUGUCAGAAGACCUUCAGCCAGAACGCGGGCCUUGCUCAGCAUCAGAGGAUCCACACGGGAGAGAAGCCGUAUGAAUGUAGCAUUUGCGGGAAAGCCUUCAGUUACAGUGGGUCUCUUACCCUCCAUCAGAGGAUCCACACUGGGGAGAGGCCGUACGAGUGUAAAGACUGCAGCAAGUCCUUCAGACAGCGUGCACAUCUCGCUCAUCACGAGAGGGUCCACGCGAUGGAGGCGCUCCUGUCCCUUUCCUCCCCGCCACCCUCUGCAUCCAGCCAGUCGCCAAUAGCUCUACAUAGUCUCGAUCUCCUAAACAUGAUCCAGAUCUGACCCAUUAGGACAUUUAUAUUUCAUCAUCCUGGCGUCUACGUGUCGAAUCUGUUUUAUGUGGGUUACUGAAAUAGCUUUCCGGUAUAUCCACCCACGCCUCUGUCUUUUCACUUUCAAAAAGCACCUUUUGGUCACAUUAUUUAUCCUCCAUUACUUAAGAUGACUCACUGACACCUAAAAGUUCAUAGGGGAAAAAGCACACAGUCCUUAAGGUAACCUAGCAGGCCCCUUAUUUCAAACUGCCUUCUAAAGCCUUUAUGCCACUGUCCCCAUCCCUGUAGAGUGAGCAUAGAUCCAGAAUCUAGUCCUUGCUGUUCCAUUUUCCAUCCCUAAGUUCAGAGCAUUUGGUCCCUUGUACCCUUCAGGAGACUAAUAAUGGUUCUACCUCAAGUUAUUGGGAGAAGUAAACCACGCAUGUCAGUUUCUGAGCAGAGUGCCUAGUGUAAAAUACUAUUAAUCUACAAUAAAGAUAUGAUGCUGCA